AUGGCAGAGGCCGCAGAGCUUUCCAAAUUUCCCAAGGAGAUUAUGGUGGAAGUCCUGUCAAGGCUCCCUCCAAAAUCUCUGAUGAGAUUUAAGUGCGUCUGUAAGUCAUGGCAAUGUUCGAUCAGUAACUCAAACUUCGCAGCCAAACACCUCUCCGCUUCGAAACGCAACGAACACCCAUCCUCCACCACCAUCGUUUUAAAACGUUGUGACGGAGAUGACAUCCACGCUGGCAAAAAGGAGGUUUUACUGUCGUUCUUCGAUCUUUGCCAAAGAUUAGAUGGUGACAAUAAUGAUCAUGAACUCCGUCCUAUUCUUGAGGAUCUCUACAGUCCUCUAUCUCCGGGUGUGGUAGAUUGGCAACGUUUUUGUGUAAGUAUUUCAGCUCAUUGUGAUGGAAUACUAUGUCUAACAGAUGGUGUAGAAUACAUUGUUUUAUGCAAUCCAGCAAUCAAGGAGUUCAAGUGUUUGCCAGUGCCUUCCCCGAAAUUAAAUUCAUGUGGUGGCGGAUUUGGUUAUGAUCUCAAAUCGAAAGAUUACAAAAUCGUUCGAAUUUUAGAUAAUGGGAAUGAAGAGUACAAGGAUGGUAUGCGUCAGCGUGUUGUUAAUCAUCCUCCCGCAGCACAAAUAUACAACCUUCUUACAAGUUCUUGGAAAGAAAUCAAAAUUAUUGAUAAUUUAAUAACGAAAACUACUAUAUAUUGGCCCCAGUCUCAUUCCAUAUACCGUAAUGGUAUUCUUUACUGGUGUGGACGUGAAGGAUUCCGACAAGAGAAUUACAUUAUCACUGACUAUUCAGAGCAUGAAGAGGAUGAUGUAAGUGAAUUGAAAGACUGCGUUAUUUCAUUUGAUAUAGGGAACGAUGCAUUUCAAGUUAUAUUGGCCCCAGAUGAUUGUAAUUUAUCUGAUUGUGGGUUUGGAUUAUGGAACGAAUCUAUUGCUUUCUGUACUCGUCGUCCUUGGAGUCCUCAUCCAUCAACGGAGGAGAUUCGGGAGAUUUGGGUAAUGGAUGACCUUGGUGGUGGUGAGGGUUGUUGGACUAAAUACUUGACGUUUGAGCCGGUAGUAACUGACAUUUACCGACAAUUGGGAGUGUUUUGGUACAAUGAGCAAUUAGUUACGGUCUUCAGAUCCAAGCGGGGUGUAAUCUUUCAAGAAGUUUUCACCAAGUUUAAACAUCUUCCUCUGAACACCGGGGUGAUGGAUUACGGUCAAGCUUUCCAAUUACGGGGAGUAUAG
This is a messenger RNA of Fragaria vesca subsp. vesca, 1239 nucleotides long. RefSeq names its product putative F-box protein At3g16210-like. The record is from RefSeq and is a predicted model, not a curated record. The transcript has a single exon. Bases 1 to 1239 code for a protein of 412 amino acids. Gene Ontology annotation, molecular function: protein binding. NCBI's taxonomy places the organism in Eukaryota, Viridiplantae, Streptophyta, Magnoliopsida, Rosales, Rosaceae.